AUGGUGGCUUCCUUCCUCACAUUUGUUACUUCACAGUCGACAUCGCGUCGCAGCCAAACUGCAACAAGCAAUGAUUCGCCGCAAGGAAGAACUUUAGGAUUAAUUAGCCCAAUCUUAGGUGGUUUAACUCGUAGGCGCCCAAUAGGACUUGGUGGCCUCGGCGCUCUCGGCGGCCUUGCUGGUGGAGGAUUGCAGUCUGAUCCGACCUACGGUGGUGGUUAUGGCGGUUAUGGUGGCGGCUAUGGCAGUUAUGGUGGUGGCUAUGGCGGUUAUGGUGGAUAUCCGCUUUUUGGCGGCUACCCUGGCUUAUUUGGCGGUUACGCUCCCUACGCUUACCGUCCACGACCAUAUUAUCCCCUGUAUGGGGGCUACAAUCCUUAUGCGGCUUAUCAGCGACCCAGCUAUGGUUCAUAUGCGCAGUUGUCGUUAUUGCCACUAAUGGAACGUUUCUGUAGGGCGCUACAUCCGGAUUUGGAUCUGAGUUCAACAUGCCUUAGCUGGUUUCAUCAAGCCACUGAACAUUGCACUGAAUUGAUUUUGCGAAGGAACCGCGGUUCAGUUUUCUGGCGGUUACUGAACAAGUUCAUAUUUAUCAAUCGUCAAAGAUCAUUGGUUAAUCAAAAGAUACCAAUCAGCAUACAUCCGGAUCGAUUGUCGCUUAACGACUGUAAUGCGCUUCACGUGGAAAUCGUUAAUGACUAUUUGGUACACGCGCCACGUUAUACCAUCGAAGCGGCCACCAACAUUCUACUUUGGCAAAUAUUAUUUUCCUUGUUUGGCGUAUUUGUGCUAUGCGUCUUGCUGGCCUAUACAAUAUCGGCCUAUCGCAAAUAUGGACAAUCAAUAGAGAAACCACUCGAUCCAAUUUCAUCAGUAUUUCUGGCUGAGAAACGCAUCAAUGCCUAUAUCAACCGCAACCUGCGUCAAGUUAAGUAUGAGCUGCGGCUGUUACAUGUGCGCCAUUCGAUGAAACCGGAGGACAUACUCUCGCCUAGCGGCACAACGACCUUCGUCAUAAUAGUGUCGUCAAAGCUGAAUGUGAAGAAUGGCACUUUGAAUAGGACAGCGCAUUGCAAGGGGCGUUUGUAUCGCCUGACAGAGCUGCAGCCGAAGGUGAAACCCGUAUACAAAAUACAGCCCAUAGCUAAGAUGAUGCGUUUUAUAAACAAAUACUCGUGCAAACUACGACUGACGGUGAUCUUCGACGAGGAACCGAGCUUUGAGGAAGUAAUGCAGCAACGCCAAUUAGGACCCAGAAAGACAUUCUCACCACUAACACUACCACCUUUAACGAACAAGAAAAGCCUCAGUAGGUUAUCAAUGCGCAGCAAUGCAUCGCGCUCCAAUAGUCCGCCCAAAAACAAAGCUUGCAGUGCGCGACUUUCAGCACAAAUGCAGUGUAACUUACCGCGGCGUCUUUCAAGUGUAAUGUUGAAGAAGUAG
Rhagoletis pomonella (apple maggot) is the source of this 1443-nucleotide messenger RNA. RefSeq lists its product as uncharacterized. NCBI's taxonomy places the organism in Eukaryota, Metazoa, Arthropoda, Insecta, Diptera, Tephritidae. Bases 1 to 1443 code for a protein of 480 amino acids. The transcript has 2 exons. The record is from RefSeq and is a predicted model, not a curated record.